AUGGCGGAUCUCAGCAGAGUCGAGUCAAUGCAAUACCCUGCAGGACAUCUAGCGCAUCUUUCAGAAAACCAGCAAAAGCAACUGCAAGCGUUCGAGAAGCUUGCACAGGAGCAAGGCUACUACACUCCCGCCACAGAAACAGCCGAAGCUAGCCAUGAUGAUGAGACGAUGCUUCGGUUCUUACGCGCGCGUCGCUUUGUGCCGCAGGAGGCAUUCAAGCAGUUCAAGGAUACCGAGGACUGGCGCAAAGACCAGAACAUCAUCAGUCUGUUCGAGACCAUCGAGGUUGAAGAAUACGAGCAGACGCGCCAACUGUAUCCCCAAUGGCUCGGUCGACGCGAUAAACGCGGUAUCCCGCUGUACCUUUUUGAGGUCGCUCCCCUGAACUCCAAGAACAUCUCCGCGUAUGAGAAGACCCUUGCCAAGGCGAAAACAACAUCGCCUAAGGUCGCGACCAAAAACCUCCGCCUCUUCGCCCUAUACGAAUCGCUGACUCGCUUCAUCACACCUCUGUGCUCCAUGGUCACACGUCCGUUCCCCGAGACGCCCAUAUCGCAGAGUAACAACAUUGUAGACAUCAGCGGUGUUGGGCUGAAGCAGUUCUGGAAUCUAAAGAGCCAUAUGCAGGAUGCGUCAGUUCUGGCCACUGCCCACUACCCUGAGACUCUCGACCGUAUCUUUAUUGUCGGUGCGCCCAACUUCUUCCCAACCGUCUGGGGCUGGGUCAAGCGUUGGUUCGACCCUAUUACUGUCUCCAAGAUCUUCAUCUUAUCACCGAACAACGUGUAUGCAACCCUUGCCGAGUAUAUUGACCACGACAACAUUCCCAAGAAAUACGGCGGUGGACUGGACUUUGAGUGGACUCAAAUGCCAAAUUUCGAACCAGAGAUCGAGGCUGCCAUCACUUGGGAGAAGCCAGGUAUCGAGAAUGGAAGGAAGACGUUGCCAAUAGGGCCUAUCAAGUGGGAGACAGGACAAAAUGGCGAGAUGCAAGCAUGGGCAGUGGGCCGACAAAAUGGUCGGCCUCGCCGAGAACUUAUCUUCACCAUACCGAGCCCUGUAGGGUACAGAACCAAGCCAGUGGCCAACACACCAGCCCACGAGCUCGGCAGCCCCCUCACAACGGUGGGCACGGCCACUCACCCCCCAGAUGUAGACGACUCGAACAUCGACCAAUCACCACCCUCUGACUCACCCUCUCCAUCUGAGAUACGCCAGACAGAGAACGAGGCUACAGCCCACUCAGCCUCUUCGUCAACUCCUGCAAAGACAACAUUGCCUAUUCGUGAAGGCACUUCCGAGGCGCGUUUCGAGCAGCAGAAUCAGACACACGCGUCAGGUCAGCUUGCAGAGGGUACCCCGCAUGCUGCUGUGAAUGAUCAUGGGUACGGCGAUAAAACGCUAACGAUGGAGCCGAACACAGUUGGCCAGGCACCGAAGGAAAUUCCACUUCCUGAACGCGAACAGCCUCUUGCGCCUAGCUACCUUGAGCAGGCGCAGAACGCAGCUACCCAAGCAUCAGGAUAUGUGGCCUCAACUGUAACGUCUGUUGCUGGCGUUGUGACUGGUGCAGUGACAGGGAGCGCAGAGAAAAAGGAGGGGGCCAUGGAACCCCCGCGUACCAAGAGCCCUACAGAACAGCAGCUGGACAGGCAAAUUGAUGCGAGUAAGGAUCAGGAUGUGGAGGUUUUCUUGCGUGAGCAAAACAGGAGCAGGUCGUAG
Ascochyta rabiei is the source of this 1722-nucleotide messenger RNA. RefSeq lists its product as uncharacterized. NCBI's taxonomy places the organism in Eukaryota, Fungi, Ascomycota, Dothideomycetes, Pleosporales, Didymellaceae. The record is from RefSeq and is a predicted model, not a curated record. Bases 1 to 1722 code for a protein of 573 amino acids. The transcript is spliced from 4 exons.